Molecule: messenger RNA, 1162 nt
Organism: Dipodomys spectabilis (banner-tailed kangaroo rat)
Lineage: Eukaryota; Metazoa; Chordata; Mammalia; Rodentia; Heteromyidae
Gene: Galm
Product: galactose mutarotase
Exons: 7
Coding region: 52-1080 (342 amino acids)
Biological process (GO): beta-D-galactose catabolic process via UDP-galactose, Leloir pathway; glucose metabolic process
Molecular function (GO): carbohydrate binding; aldose 1-epimerase activity
Source: RefSeq, a predicted model, not a curated record
GGCCGCUGGAACUGGAGGCACCGGCGCUGCGGCGCUCCGUCCCCGCGCAGCAUGGUGUCGGUGACCAGGACGGCGUUUGGAGAGCUGCCGUCGGGGGCAGGGCCCGUGGAGAAGUUCCGGCUGCAGUCAGAUCUGCUCAAAGUGGACCUCAUCUCCUGGGGCUGCACCAUCACAGCCCUGGAGGUCCCAGACAGGCAGGGAAAAGCCUCCGACGUGGUGCUCGGCUUCGCCGAGUUGGCAGGAUACCUCCAGAAGCAGCCCUACUUUGGAGCAGUAGUUGGGAGGGUGGCCAACCGGAUUGCUAAAGGAACAUUCACCUUGGAUGGAAAGGAAUAUCGCCUGGCCAUUAACAGAGAGCCCAACAGUCUGCACGGAGGACUCAGAGGGUUUGACAAGGUCCUGUGGACUCCUCAGGUGCUGUCAAAUGGGGUUCAGUUCUCCCGCAUCAGUCCAGAUGGUGAGGAAGGCUACCCUGGCAAGUUAAAAGUCUGGGUGACAUAUACCCUGGAUGGUGGGGAGCUGGUGAUCAACUACAGAGCACAGACUAGUCACACCACACCAGUCAAUCUGACCAACCAUUCUUAUUUCAACCUGGCAGGCCAGGGCUCUCCAAAUAUAUAUGACCAUGAAGUCACCAUAGAAGCUGAUGCUUUUUUGCCUGUGGAUGAAACCCUGAUUCCUACAGGAAAUGUAGCUCCAGUGCAAGGAACUGCAUUCGACCUGAGAAAACCAGUGGAGCUUGGAAAACACCUGCAGAAAUUCGGCAUCAAUGGUUUUGACCACAAUUUUUGUCUCAAGGGAUCUAAGGAGAAGCAUUUCUGUGCAAGGGUGCAGCACCCUGGAAGCGGCCGAGUCCUUGAAGUCUAUACCACCCAGCCUGGCGUCCAGUUUUACACAGGCAACUUCCUGGAUGGCACACUGAAGGGCAAGAAUGGAGCUGUCUAUCCCAAGCACUCUGGUUUCUGCCUCGAGACCCAGAGCUGGCCUGAUGCAGUCAAUCAGCCUCACUUCCCCCCUGUGCUACUGAGGCCUGGGGAAGAAUACAACCAUACCACCUGGUUCAAGUUCUCCGUGGCUUAAGGAAGAGUGACUUCUUGGCAGCCUGUCUUCAGAAGAUCUGGAGGUUUUGCAAGUGAUCCUGUGUGUUAAAUCAUACAAAUGG